Molecule: messenger RNA, 231 nt
Organism: Thlaspi arvense
Lineage: Eukaryota; Viridiplantae; Streptophyta; Magnoliopsida; Brassicales; Brassicaceae
Source: the annotation of a GenBank genome assembly
AUGGUUGACAUCAUGAGAAGAUUAUUAGAGUGCAAGUCACCAAGAUCAAUGUUAGAGGAUUUCUUCAAUCGUUAUGGAGCUGGAGAGGCAGUGGCAAUGUGUUUAAUGCGGGUUGCAAGAAUAGUUCAUACUGACCAUAUGAUAACUAAUGUUGUUGUUGACAAGGCAGUUGAAGCUUUGAGGACCCUACACUUGUUGGGUUCCCUCUUAUGUGAAGAGGGAAAAUUGUAG